This is a messenger RNA of Nicotiana tabacum (common tobacco), 4152 nucleotides long. RefSeq lists its product as uncharacterized. Gene Ontology annotation, biological process: protein phosphorylation. The record is from RefSeq and is a predicted model, not a curated record. NCBI's taxonomy places the organism in Eukaryota, Viridiplantae, Streptophyta, Magnoliopsida, Solanales, Solanaceae. Gene Ontology annotation, molecular function: ATP binding; protein kinase activity; protein binding.
GAGAGGCAAUGAGCUCAGAUACCAAAGCAAGACCAACUAUGUCAUCUAUUGAGCUUUGAGGAAAACAAUGCAACAACACAUGGUGGCAUCUGCUUGUAGCGUGGAAAAAUCUUUCAAUGCUCCCUUUACAUAUUCAUUUCAUUAACAUUAUAGUACUUGCUAAUAAUAAUGUAGAGUGAACACAGAACCCCGAGGUGAAAAGAUGGUGGAGUUGUUUGUGGCCAUUUCAAAUCUUUAAUACUCCACUAAUUAUUGUUGCCUCUUUCUUUUGUCUCUUCUUUUCUUGCUUCCCUGCAAAGCUAGAUUCUGCUACGUGCUACUACUAUAUUCAUAAACCCCACUUGAUUUGCGUUUAUAACAUUAGCAAACACACAACAUCCCAUUUUGAGUGAAUCCUAAAAAAAAACUCCUUUCUCUAAGAGCGAGCCAAUGCAUUUCACCUAAGAAGAUUGUGGUUUGGAAGUUGAUGCCAUUGCAAAUGCCAAUGUCGAGGCAAUUCUUGAACCCCCCAAAUCACCAUUAUCUUCUUGUCUUCCUCACCUUUCUUCUAUUCCAUGAUUUUACUCUUUCCUCUAAUGCUGCAAACAAUGAAGUUCAUGUGCUAUUUUCUUGGCUUCAUUCCACUACUUCACCAAUUCCUCCUGACUUCUCAAACUGGAAUCCUUUAGACCUCAACCCUUGUAAAUGGUCUCAUAUAGUUUGUUCUUCUCAUCUUUUUGUGACAGAAAUUGAUAUUCAAUCCAUUCAGUUGGCUCUUCCUUUCCCUUCCAAUCUUUCCUCUCUACAAUCCCUUCAAAAACUAACCAUUUCUGGUGCUAAUCUCACUGGAACAAUCCCACUUGACAUUGGAGAUUGCACUUCACUUGUAACACUUGAUGUCAGUUCAAAUAGUCUUAUUGGUAGCAUUCCAGAAACUAUCGGUAAGCUUAAAAACCUUCAAGAUUUGAUUUUGAACUCCAAUCAGCUGACAGGGAAAAUCCCAGUAGAGGUUGGCAAUUGCAUUAACCUGAAAAAUCUUGUUAUUUUUGACAAUAUGCUUAGUGGGAAUCUCCCUGCUGAACUGGGAAAACUUGGAGUUUUGGAAGUUAUAAGAGCAGGAGGGAACAAAGAUAUUGAAGGGAAAAUCCCAGUUGAGCUUGGAAAUUGCAACAACUUGAUAGUGUUGGGACUUGCUGACACUAAGAUUUCAGGUUCUCUUCCUUCAUCAUUGGGUAAUUUGAAAAAGCUUCAAGUUUUGUCAAUAUAUACUACAAUGCUUUCUGGCCAAAUACCACCUGAAAUAGGCAACUGCUCAGAGCUGGUUGACUUGUAUUUGUACCAAAAUAGUUUGUCAGGUUCCAUGCCAGCAGAGCUGGGAAAGCUUCAGAAAGUGGAAAAGUUGCUGCUUUGGCAAAAUAAUCUUGAUGGUCCAAUUCCUGAUAAAAUUGGGAACUGUCAAAGUUUGGUCAUUCUUGAUCUUUCUUUGAAUUUUUUAAGUGGAAGCAUACCUUGGACUUUUGGGAAUCUUACUAAUCUUCAAGAGUUGAUGAUUAGUAACAACAACAUUUCUGGUUCAAUCCCAUCUGUUCUUUCUAAUGCCACAAAUUUGGUACAGCUGCAAAUGGACACUAAUCAAAUUUCAGGAUCAAUUCCACCGGAAAUCGGACAGUUGAAGGAGUUAAAUGUCUUUUUUGCUUGGCAGAACAAGCUUGAGGGAAGCAUUCCUCCUGCAUUGGCUGGUUGCAGAAGCCUAGAAGCUUUGGAUUUAUCACACAAUUCUCUCACUGGUAGUUUACCCCCUGACCUUUUUCAGUUAACUAAUUUAACCAAGCUUCUCUUGAUUUCAAAUGAUAUUUCUGGUUAUAUCCCUCCUGAGAUAGGUAAUUGUCGUUCUCUUAUACGUGUACGACUUGUUAGCAAUAAAAUUAGUGGACAAAUUCCAAGAGAAAUAGGAUAUCUAGACAAUCUUAGUUUUCUUGAUCUUUCUGAGAAUCAUCUUAAAGGAUCACUUCCUGAGGAGAUUGGCAAUUGCAAUGCACUGCAAAUGCUGAACCUAUCGAAUAACACUCUAAGUGCCACUUUACCUAGCUCUCUUUCUUCUCUCAGUAGGCUUGAGGUUUUGGAUGUUUCCUUGAAUCAGUUUAGCGGUCAGAUUCCAGCAAGCUAUGGUCAACUUACUUCCCUUAACCGACUUGUUCUUAGUAAGAAUGCUUUCUCUGGAUCGAUUCCCCCAACUCUAGGCAAUUGCUCAAGCCUUCAACUGCUUGAUCUAAGCAGCAAUGAGCUCUCAGGAAACAUGCCAGUGGAAUUGUUUGACAUUCAGGCACUUGACAUUGCCUUGAAUUUAAGCUGGAAUGUCUUGACUGGGGUAAUCCCACCACAGAUAUCCGCCUUGAACAAACUUUCAGUACUAGACUUUUCCCACAACCAGCUCGAAGGAGACUUAUUGGCUCUUUCGGGGCUUGAAAAUCUGGUUUCCCUAAAUGUUUCCUACAACAAUUUCACUGGCUAUCUCCCUGAUAAAAAGUUGUUCAGGCAAUUAUCGGCAGCAGAGUUGGCUGGCAAUAAAGGCUUAUGCUCCUUGGGACAUGAUUCUUGUUUCUUGAGCAGUGCUGGAGGCGGGGGAAUGAUGAGAUAUGGCAAUGUAAGACGGUCAUGGAGGCUGAAAUUGGCGAUUGCACUUCUUACAGUGGUGACUAUAGCCUUGGCAAUCCUUGGAAUGAUGGCAGUUUAUAGAUUGAGAAAAAUGAGCAGAGAAGAUACUGAUUCUGAAUUGGGAGGAGGUGAUUCAUCACCUUGGAAGUUUACCCCAUUCCAGAAACUGAAUUUUUCUGUUGAACAAAUUUUGAGAUGCCUAGUGGAAUCCAAUGUGAUUGGAAAAGGAUGCUCGGGAAUUGUUUAUUGUGCAGAACUUGAAAAUGGUGAAGCAAUUGCAGUCAAGAAGCUAUGGCCUACCACAUUGGCAACUGGAUAUAACUGUCAAAAUUCAAAGUCUGGAGUUAGUGGUGAAGUUCGUGAUUCUUUCUCAACCGAGGUAAAAACACUUGGCUCAAUCCGUCACAAGAACAUCGUGAGGUUCUUAGGCUGCUGCUGGAAUCAAAACACUAGGUUGCUCAUGUAUGACUACAUGCCUAACGGAAGCCUAGGCUUCGUUCUACAUGAACGAAGUGGUGGAUGCUUGGAGUGGGAGUUGAGAUACAAGAUUGUACUUGGUGCAGCUCAAGGGCUUGCUUAUUUACACCAUGAUUGUACACCUCCAAUUAUUCAUAGGGAUAUCAAGGCCAACAACAUUCUCAUUGGCCUUGACUUUGAGCCCUACAUUGCUGAUUUUGGUCUAGCCAAACUUGUCGAUGAUGGAGAUUUUGCACGAUCCUCCAAUACAGUAGCUGGCUCCUAUGGAUACAUAGCACCAGAGUAUGGAUACAUGACAAAGAUAACAGAGAAAACUGAUGUUUAUAGCUUUGGAGUUGUUGUCUUGGAAGUUUUAACAGGAAAGCAGCCAAUUGAUCCAACCAUACCUGAUGGACAACACAUUGUGGAUUGGGUAAGGCAAAAAAGAGGCAAUGCUGAAGUCUUGGAUGUGAGUUUACAUGCUCGGCCCGAAUCAGAAAUUGAGGAGAUGAUGCAGACCAUAGGAGUGGCUAUGCUAUGCGUUAAUCCAUCGCCAGAUGAUAGACCGACAAUGAAGGAUGUCGCGGCAAUGCUCAAAGAGAUAAGACAUGAGAGAGAGGAGUACCAGAAAGUUGAUAUGCUCCUCAAAGAUGGAGAGUCAUUAAGAAAUGACAAUAAGAGUACUAGUGAUGGAGGACCAUCUUCAAAGAUGCAUAGCUUGUAUUUGCAAAGUAAUAAUACAAGCUUUUCUGCAUCUUCAUUGUUACAUUCUUCUUCCUCCAACACCAAGAUUGGUUUCAAAUAGAUACCUGGCUCAAUAGUUUUCGAGUCAAAAGAUGUAGAAGCAAACUUCUAUUUAUUUUAAUAGUUAGAUUUUUUUUUUUUUUUUUGGUUUUUUGGCUCACUCUCUAGUCUUUAGUUAUGUUUCUGCUUGAAUUGGUUUAGUGUGUUUUGUGGUCUUUACUAAAUGACCAGAAAUUUGUAAAAAAAAAAAAAAAAAAAAAAAGGUCUAGAGCCAUAUCUGUUCUGAUACUUAAUAAGGCAUCUUCAAUUUUUCUAGUA